Messenger RNA from Aphanomyces invadans, 823 nucleotides. RefSeq lists its product as hypothetical. Bases 309 to 626 code for a protein of 105 amino acids. NCBI's taxonomy places the organism in Eukaryota, Oomycota, Saprolegniomycetes, Saprolegniales, Verrucalvaceae. The record is from RefSeq and is a predicted model, not a curated record. The transcript has a single exon.
GGCAGGGCUAACGAAGCAGGGGGCUCAGUCGUUUGCUUUACCAGUUAUACCAACGCAUCGACAAGGAAGGCUACGAAGCGAACCUUGUCGGUGUGGCAAUUGUCCUGAUUUCGAAUGGCGUGUGGGCAUCGAAUGGCGGCGCCAGGGCCGUGAUACGGGUCAUAGCCUGGGCUUGUAGUGGCGUUCAUAAUCUUGGAAAAGCACACCAUCACUUUAUCGAGCGAAGCGUUCUCAUCGCAUCGCAGGACGACAUCGCUCCACCCGAGAUACGUUUGGAAAAGCCCUCGGACAGCAGAGGUUUUGACUUCAUGACCGACAUGUGCAGAGAUGAACGGCAGAUUCUCACUGCUCACCUUCGUGCCAAGCUCGACGAUCGCUUCAAGGUAUUGUACCUGGUGCAUGCCGCUGCACGUCCAGUCGAAUGUCGGCGUCGUCCCAGACAACCCGCCAUCCCACAUCUUCGACACGUCCGUGGUGUGGAGAAACGGCCAGUACUGCUGCAAUGUGUUGGCGCCGCCCGCGGCCGCGAUACUCGAUGGAAGGAAUUCUCCGUAUUCGUACCGACACAUGCCUGCUUGAGGCGUGCCGUCCGUGUGCGUGGGCUCGAGGGUGCUUGCGACAAGUGAAGCCCGCAUGUAAGGCGUGGGCGAUUUGCACAGUGCCGCGUUUGAGAACUCGCGUGUCGUGCAUGCGUGUGGUGCCCACAAAGCACUGAACACCCACAAGUCUUGAUCACCAAAUUCCGAUUGACUGUACUUGGCAGCAGAGGUUAUCGACAUCACCAUCAUCGCCGUCACCACAACAAGUGCCAGCAUUGUCGUCG